CGCAUAUCGGGAAGGGGCGUUUGAUCCCGCCUCGCCCCACGGACUCUGGAUGCUGCUUUGGGCCGUGGUCGUAUGCGUGGCUCUGUGUCCAACACUGAGCGCAGCUCAGACAUGCCAGCUCUCAACGCAGGUGACCAAGGCGCCAGGGACGCUCCGCGACCGAAGUCCGCAGAGCGGCAACUACGCCGACGGUGUCGACUGCCACUGGCAGAUCAAGACACCGACGACGAGCACGAUCGUGAGCCUCACCUUUUCGCUCCUCAACUUGAACGCGUGGCAGUCGUCCGACAACGACGUGGUGCUCGUGAACCUCGGGCUCAACGCCCCCAAGCCGACGGGGUGGGAGCUCUACACUCGCAAGAGCGCGCUCGCGGGUACCGACAAUAUCGGAAUGUACGACUAUGCGUCGUCGACAACGCCGUCCGUCGAUACAUGCGCGGCUCAGCAAAGCGGGCACUUUGACCCGUCGAUUUGCAACGUCGUCGACGGCUCGCUCCUCAAAGACACGGCUCGCAACGGGUCGUGGUACUAUUUCAUUGGGUCGAGCGACGCAGCCAUGAGUAUGCAGUCGACGGCCCAAGAUGUCUAUGUCAUCUACCGUUCGUUUCUCAAAGACAAUGGCGCGACAUCGCCGCAGUCAUCCGUCUACGGGUUCACCGCCAGCUAUGGCUUUGGUACCUCGAUUUUUCUGAAAAAUAGCGUCCAAAUUAUUUGAAAAUGGCUCACAUCGUUUCUAGUGAGUGCCUAUUGCAGUGGCCUCGUCGUGCUAGCACCGACACUCUCGGUCGCGUCGGGCGCCAACGCCACUUCAAUGCAGAGCUUUCGAGACAACAUGCUUGGCCAAAACAUACAAAACAUGGUGUGUUCGUGGCGUAUCCAGCCGACGCGCGUCGACGGCGCCACGACAACGUCGUUCGAUGCGAUCUGGCUCACGUUUGCUUCGUUCCAGCUCGGACCCAAUGCAGUGGUGACCGUGUACGACGGCCCGGACACGAGCUCACCGGUCCUUGUGCAAGCACGCGGGGGCCAAGGUAGCCUUGCAACCACGUCGUUCAGCAACAACCAAGGGGUUAUGUUUGUAACCUAUGCGUCCAACAAUGCGCCGUCAACCCCAGGUUUCACCAUCAACUGGCAGGCGGCCUACUGCCCCAAAGGCUGCUCGGGGGCCCACGGCAGUUGUGUGGGCGGCGCGUGCAUUUGCGUGCAUGGCUGGGCCGGUGCUGCGUGUGACAUUCCCCAAGGCUGGCUCUGCGAGAGCACCCACUACAACACGACUGACGGCUGCGACUGUGGUUGCGGUCUCUAUGAUCCCGACUGUGGCGCGCUGGCCAACUCGGUGGUCGCGUGUCAGAGCGCACCGAGCUUGACCAAUACGGCCUUCAACGCGUCCCAAGGACGGCUGCCCACGGGCACAUGCAUUUAUUGCCCCCUGCCGCUUUCGAUACCAGAGCAAGUGAUGCUUCCGCAAACGAGCUGGAAUACGACCGACGGGUCCUUGGACGAAACGUGUCCGAGUGUGCACCAGUGCGGCGUCGGGGCGCAGUGCGAUGCCGGUGGCAGCUGCGUGCGCGUGGCGCCAACCGCCUCCAUCGUCCUUGAGAAACAAUGCGACGUCUCGAGCGACUGCCCCGGGUCGACACUCUGUCUCAACCACAUCUGCACCUCGGACCUCGCUGACUUUGGACUCGUCUUUGCUGACGCGUCGCUCGUCGCGUCUCGCUGCCAACUGGUUGGACUCAACACGACGACCGGUGUCACGAUCGAAGCUACGGUCCGAAUUGCUUCUCGGAACGCAACCGACGUGCUUUUGAGCUACCCUGGGCUUGCGCUCGGGACGUCGUCGGGGUUGACGGUCUCGAUCACGACCGAGACGUGGCCAACGACCAUUGCCAUCGACACGGGCCGGUGGUACUCGGUGGCUGUGACGUGGCAGGCAUCUGACGCGACCACGUCACUAUACUUUGUCAAUGCGACCGCCAACACGAGUACGCUCAUGGCGACGACGCAGUUGCUGAAUCAAGGCGUCUCGUUGCUGCCGCUUCAAACACUCUUGGUCGGUGGUUUUCAUGGUGCUAUGAGCUAUCUGCGGCUAUGGAACACCGUGCGCGACCCCGCGACACUCUUUCAGCCGACGCUGGCGGCCGAUCGCGCGGCCCUAGUUGCCGAGUACCGUUUUUUGGACGGGUCGGCGCGCGACCUCUCAAUAUACCAAAACGACCUCAGUCUAGCGAUGACUGGCAUCAACCCGCUGCAUCCAUCGCAGUCGUUUGCGUUCGCCUUUGGCGCGAGUCCGGCAGGCAGCAACCCGUGCACGGAGCUGCCCGUGGUGCUGGCGGAUGGUUUUCCCGCCAACUCGGCACUGCUUGUCUCGGCCGUGCCAACCGGCAACAAUUGGAGCGUCGGUUUCUACACGGCGAGCGAUACCGCCAUUCUUGAAGUCAGCGCGGUCUCGGCGGCUCAAGUGGAGAUUGCAGUCGAUGGCACCGUGGUGACGACGCUCGCGGCGCCCCAGAUCCUCGACCCCACGGCCACCCUCGCGCUUCGGUUUCAACGCAUUGCGACGUUGACCAUGCAGGUGUGCAUCGCCGAUGUUUACUGCGCGACGGUCGCGCUGCCUCCCGCGAGAGUCUUUGCUUCGUUUGCACUGGCAGAUGCGUCCGACUUUGCGUCUUUGUGCGUCUCGACCGCGUCGACCCUCGCCGCGCUCGCAGCCAAGGCGGUGCUGACAACCACGACCACGGCGGGCGGCACUUGCAGCUUUCCUAUGGUCGCGACGCAGCGCGACUGCGCGCUCUUUGCAACCUAUGUCGCCGGGACGCCGUACCGGAGCAAUGACGUCCUCUUGGCUGCUCGCAUUUACGCCUACGCAAACUUGGAUCAGAGUACCCAGCCGUGUACAUGUAGCGUCAUGCCAACGUGGGUCGUCCAACACGCGAUUCUGCAAGUCGACUCGGCGGCCCAUACGUUUCUGACGCGCAUCACGUACACGACCAUCAAGACCAAAACGACGCCCGAUGCGACAACAGUCUCGUGUGGCAACAACUGCUACAUUUACGACCCAGCGACGCCAUGGCCGGCCCCCCCAGGCCAGCCGCCGCAACUACCGUCGUCGGCACAAGGCACAGCCGCCAAGCAGUACCCAGUGGCGCGUGGCUUUACCGUGUCUUUCAACAGUGCGACGAAUGCUUGGAGCGUCGUCAACGUAACGCUGGCGGGCGAUGUCCCAACCGCCCAAUGCCUUGUCACGGGCCCGGACGCUGGCACCGUGCUUGUGAGCUACACUGCCUUGGCGUGCCUGACGCUGGGUGCAUCGACGCUUGACGCAACGACGUCGACGCCGUGGUGUCUCGUCAACGGGCAGCAGCACACGUGCAUGAGCGAGAGCAACCCGUGUGGCCUGGUAUCGGGCACCGCCACGCGCAACAGCACGUCCGGAAGCAUCAGCGACGGCUACGAGACGACAGCGACGUCCGGCGUGCACACGUGCCGGUACACGAUUGCCCCCGAUGUGCCCUUGGCGCUACGGCCGUACACGCGCAUUCUGCUCACGGUGCAACAGCUACAGCUAUCUGCCAAUGACGCGGUUUUGGUGACCGACACCGCCAACAACAUUGCGCUUACCUCGACGUUGAGCGGGGCCGUCGACUGGGCUACAUUGGCAAGCAUUGUCGCCAACACGAGUAGCGUCAUGGUCGAGUACGACAGCGUCGGCGACAAGAGCGGCACCGCCUACGACGGCUUUUUCAUCGAGUACGACGCGUUCUACACCUUUCCAAAUGCGGCGACGACCCAUUUCUGUCACGCGCCGAGCCAGACGCUGUUGCUGAAUGCAGCGACGAUGGUCUUUCCUACGACCAAUCUCUCGAGUGCGACGAGCGGCAUCAACCAGACGCAGUGCAGCUAUGUGUUUGCUGCACCGACGCCGGUGUCGUCGCUGUGGCUCUCGUUUCUGGAGAUCAACCUCACCGACGCCAACGGCGGUGCCGGCGACUAUAUUACGCUCUACGAUGUCGCACCGACGCCGACACUGCUCGCCAACGUCUCUGCAAUGUCGUUUGUCCAGCCCAACUAUGCACUGGUUCUGAGUGGCGUCGCCGACUACAGCAUCUCGACCUCGCCGCUCCCGGCGCUCCCGACAACCAUUGUUUUUUGGCUCUACGCCGCGUCGACCAUCAAGGCCGACUGCACAGUUGCCGCCAACUGCGUCAACGCCGUGCCAAAGAAAAUGAAAGUCAUGGCAUCGGCUAGCAGUACGCCGCUCGCUGCGUACUUCACGGUGCAGCUGGCCGUCGACACGGGGUACCUCUCGCUUGUCGUUAGCGACGUCGAGUUUACGGCAACGACGACCAGCGUUCUUGUCGAUACGUGGCUGCACGUGGCGUUCGUGCACCAGCCGAGCCAGAACGAUGUAUUUGCCUACAUUGACGGCGUCCGACAGGUCGUGGCGCGGACGGGCGCCGUCAACGACACGCUAACGACGCCGAUGGAUGCGCUCUUUACUGUCGGCGGGGACAGCGCGCUACCCGACACCGACAAUAUCUUUUUCGCGGGUAGUGUGCGGCAACUCCGGCUCUACAACAGCUCCAAGACCAUGCUCACCCUACAGCGCAUGCGAACCAGUGCCUGCGACAUCACGGACGCGUCCCUGCUCUUGUGCUACGAGUACGGCGCGCCCAAUAUAACCAUGGUGAUGGACGCAAGCCGCUUUGGCAUCCACAGUCAACUGCAUGGCGGGGCGUCUGGAAGCGCGACGUACUCGUCCAUGCUGCCUUUUACAGUGUUUACGUCGUCGUCGUCGCAACUCGAGCUGCGCUACGUGCCGUCGUCUGCCCACUCGACGACGACCUUUCGGGUGCUCGUUCAGGGCAUGACGUGCCCAUCGUCGUGCAACAAUGGCACGUGCGUCCGGGGCGCCUGUGUUUGUGCACCGGGGUACACGGGGGCGCAGUGCGAAUCCAAGACGAAUCCGUGCUUGGCCCGCGUGCUGCUUCCGAGUCGGCGCGGGGUCGUGGCGUUCCCGCCACCGCAAGUGCCGAGUGCUAUGGUCCCAGCGCGACCUCGAUUGGGGUACCCCCCGUUGCAGUGUGCGUGGCACUUUGCAAAGACCAACGCGAUCGUCGUUUUUGAGGUCGUCUCGGCCGACGUCGAGACAACGGACACCGUGACCAUAUACGACGGCGCCGCGUCCAGUGCAGUGUACUACGACGGCACGUCCAACCACAACCUCUCGGCAGCAACGGCCGUCGACCGCGCUCUCUUUUUGCAGCAGUCGACGACCACGAUGUACCAAGUCGAAAUCUUUCAACACGUGGCAACGUAUGACGCGACGGUCGCCUUGCGGCGGACAACAUCAAUCGACAGUUGUCACCCGACGUACGACAUUGUGCGCUACCGGCGCGGACAGACGUGCGUCGACGCCAGUGUCUACGGACUCCCCCAGCCCUCAGCCAUCUCGCUCGCGACCGCUUAUUGGUGGACCAAGUCGCGCCAAGCUUACCAAACGCACUUGACCGUCGGUCAGAUGUACUUUAACGCGUUUGACAACACUACGGCCAACACCACGAUCGAGUACACGAUCACGAGCCUCGACAAUGCGACGGUGGUCGCGUCGCCGUACCCGACGUCGGUGCGAUUCGCCAAGCGAACGGAGACCUUUAUGCGGUGCAUGGACGGUGCGGACGUGGGUUUGGACGUGGCCGCGUCCAUCAUUGCCGGUGCGUGGCCGUCGCGACUCGGUCGGACUAGCAUUGCAUCGGUCGUCGCAUCCUACGCCGAUGUGGUCGCGCCGAUGCUCUCGUACGUUGGAAACUGGACGUAUGCGCUGCAGGGGCUCGUACGCCUCGACUUUGCGACGACCAGCGCGCGCCUUCAGUCGAGAGCCUUUACGCUGCUCAUCAACGCCAGUGUCGUGCUCACCAACAGCGAGCAGUACUUGGUGGCGCAAGAAAACUGCAAUCUCGGAUCGCUGGUGCUCAAGGUCACGGCCGCGGCCCAAAGCCGAGGGCAGUGGGUCUUUGGCGCCUACGGCAUAAACGCGGUGGCUUCCAUGAGUCCUACCGUCUUCUCGGGGGAUACCGUGAGUCUUGCCGUCACGUACGAGGCCGGCGUCGUCACGUACUUUCUCAACGGCGUGCGCUACGGCGCGUACGACACGAACACGGCGUAUCGCAACUGCUUGGCCACACGUGCCAAGCUCCUUGCGCAAACAGGCAGCCCCUUACUGUGCGUCGCACCCAUCACCGGAUUUGCGGAUGCUAGUCGCUUGACGCUCGGCGCCCGCCUCGUUGCCCAGCAACUUCUCAACAAUUGGCGUGGCGCGAUCUACAGUGUCCACAUCUUUUCGAGCGUCCUGCCGGACGCGGUCGUUGCGUCUUUGUAUACUGGUGUCACCGCGCUCGGCGCCUUUCAACCGCAAAUGACGUAUAUCAAUGCUGUCGACGGUGCCUCCAAUGGCUCGGUCAGUAGCUCUACACGAGCAACUUUGAGCGCCAUUGAAGUACUCUCCGUGCCAGUCGGCGCGACAACUGUCACGUCAACGGUUGUCCGGCAGUGGACGCUCCGUCGACUCGGGUGUGCGACGCCACCGGCCGAUUACGGGCUCAAUGCGACUGUGCUCGCAUCGCUGAUCGGCACGGCCAACGUCGUCUUUAACGCCUUUGACGCGACGUCUGCGAUCGUGUCGUGGGACAUGUUCCAGCAACAGGCCACGCUGACGCGCACGAGAGUAUAUGCCUUUGGACUCAACGAUUCAACCAUCGUACAACAGCUCACGGCGUACAGCGCGAGCGCCGAGCCGAGACCCUAUCGUAUCAGCACGCUUUGGGUCAAUACCGUGAGCAACAGCAGUGCUGUAGUCACAUUUCAAUUCCCAAAUGCUCUCGGGACGCUUAUCACUGCGGCCACCGAGCUCCCGUAUACAAACGCAUCGUGGACGACGCCGACGACGGUCGUUCGAGUGGUACCUCCAGCGUUUGCCGAGGUAACAGACACUGCGUGUGCGCCUCAGGGCCCACCCAUCAAGUCCCCAAGCGGUGUUCUUGCCACCGGGCAGCUCGUCGAAACGCAACUUGCGGCGGGCAACACCCAGUGCCGCUGGGUACUGCAACCCACGGGCGUUGACACGGUCACCGUUGUCUUUGAGUUUCUUCAUGUCGUCUGCGCCGAAGGCUCGCUAACGUUGUCCGCACCGUCGCGACCAACGCAAAACGUCUGUGGCUUGGGCGCCGGCACCCGUGUGACGCUGCCAGGGCCUGUGACCAUCACGUACGCGACAGCACCGGUCGUGACGCUUUCAACGGGGUUCUACGCGACGUAUACCUUUGCGAGUCUUGCAGCCAGCAUCAAUGCGACGCUAGCACCGAGUAGCUACUCGCCAUGGGCGGUGCAGUCGACGUCGCGUCCGGGCAUUGCGCAGUGCCAACUCGACGACUCGACCGAGUCGGCGGCGCAGCCGUGGCAGGUGGUGCACAGUACGCUUGACGCCGCGUUCAACUACACGUGCUACAACUAUACGUGGUUGCCGCCUGAUUAUGCAUGGAUCGUGUCGGCGUUUGGCGAUACAGAUGGUGUCACCGACUGCAGUACGUGGACAGCCGAUGAAAGCGCGCCGUGGACGGCCUAUGCCACGACAACGGUCAACGCCACGGCGCUGUACUCGGCCCCGGCGACAAAAGCUUCGGCGUCGUCUCUCCGCUUUACAUCGGGGAGCUCGCGCCUCUUUUCGACGUCGAUGGGGCAAGGCGAAGUCGCUCUCGCCUCGACGACCGGUGGGCGCGGCAGCUUGGAGAUCCGGUACUACCUCCCGCGCGUCUACUAUGUCGCUCCAGCAAGCUACCAAGCUGCGGCCAGCGGCAUGGGUCUGGGUACGCGCGAGUCGCCGUACACGUACACGUUUGCCUACUUGUUUGCCAAUAUAUUGGCGGACGGCGACCUCCUGCGGGCAUUUCCCGGUCGCUACGAAGGCUCGGGCUACUGCAAUCUCGUGAUUACAAAAAGCUUCCACAUCGAGUCGCUCAGCGGCAGCGCGUAUACGGUCGUGUCGUGCGGGUCGUCGACGCGGGGGUGGCAGUUGCAGCAUACCUCGGGGCUCACGGUCGUGCGCGGUCUCACGUUUACCAAAUGCUUGACGACGGUGGCGCCGCUGCUCGGGUCGGCGCUGUACAUUGCGGGUCGCACGACCGUGGACCAGUGCCGGUUCACGCAAAACGCGUUUCUUGGCCAAGGCACGGUCGCCGUCGUCGCGCCCAGUACCGCCACCCUCACCUCGUGUGUCUUUGACGCCAACGUGGCCAACUACGGCAGCGCCGUCGCGAUUCUCUCGGCCAUCGCUACAAUUAUCGACUGCUCGUUUGUCGAUAAUAACGCGACGUCGAGCGGGGCAGUGUUGAUCUCGACCUAUACCGUCGGUGCGGUCGCACUGGUCAACCCGUCCGUGGUUACGAUGGUCGGUGGUACCUUUACUCGCAACCGCGGUCUCCUCGUCACCGAGAGCGCUCUCUCCAUCGUACUGAAAAGCAUCGUGACCAUCAACGACACGCGUUUCGUCGACAAUUUCGGCGCCGCCGUUGCCGUCAAUAGCGCCAGUCUCUACAUCUUCAACGCAACAUUUCGUGGCAAUCAAGGCAGCGGUCUCCGACUCUCGUCGGCGGUCGCGACGGUUGUCAACGCAAGUUUUUUCGACAACACGGGGGCACCGACCGGCGGUGCGAUUUUAGCUCAGGCGUCGCGUCUCAACUGCAGUGCAAGCACCUUUGAACGCAAUCAAGCGACGACGUUUGGCGGCGCCAUCUACCUCACAACGACCAACUACACGGGCAGCUCCAAUGCGUACGUCAACAACAGCGUGCCCAUGCAAUCUGUUGCGACCAAAGGGCUCGGGGGUGCCAUGUAUGUGAUCAACUGCUUUGACAACAGCCUCACACCUGUUGUGCUUAUUGCCAAUGCCACGUUUGCAGGCAACGCAGCAACGUCCGGCGCGGCUGUUCACAUCACGCAAAGCUACGUGUCCGUCGCCCGCAAUCGCUUUACUACCAACCUUGCGUCCAAGAGCGGUGGCAGCGUCCGUGUGACGAUGACGGUGGCGCAAGACUCUGAGGUUGUCGUCCUUCUUCAAGACAAUGUACACAGCAACAACAGCGCCAAGAUCGGCGCCAGCGUGUAUCUCGACAGCUCGGACCACGUUCGCGUCGAACGCGAUGUGUUUCGAGAUGGGUUUGCUCAGCAGUAUGGCGGCGCGCUGGCCGCUUCUGGGGCUACCGAUGUGGUCCUCGAGUCGGUCUUUUUUCAGCAGUGCGUCGCAGGCGUCGGCGGCGGCGCUAUCUACGUGGAAGGCUCGUCCGCCGUGAGCAUGCAACACACCGUAUUUGAUAGCUGUGCGUCGCUCACGGAUGGCGGCAGUCUCUACGUGACGUCGAGCGUUCUCACGCUAGCAUCUGGACGCAUCAGCAAUACGUCGGCGGUCGGCUCGGGGGGCGCCAUCGUGCUUAUGAACCGAGACACCACUGCCACGAUCUCCAACACGUCGAUUCGUGGGGCCUCGGCUGCGAAAGGCGGCGCCUUGUACGUUAUCGACUGUAGUCUUCCCCUUGGCGCGGUCACCAACCUCUCCAUUAUCGAUGCGUCCGCCUCGCUUCUCGGCGGCGGCAUGUAUCUCGUGCUGGCCAACGUGGUGGCUACCUAUUUGCAAGCGACCCGGACGUCUGCCGGCAGUGGCGGCUUGGUCGCGAGCCAAGACUCGGUGCUGCAGUUGCACAAUGCGACCAUCGACGCGGCGUCGGCCUCGUCCAACGGCGGCGCGUUCUACAGCAUUCUUUCAACGCUCGCGCUAUUCGGUUGCGACGUACGAGGGCACUCGGCGGGCGCCUACGGCGGCGCGCUCUACUCCUUUGCCAGUGUCGUCGCGGUCAGGUCCAGUGUCAUUGACAAUUGCACUGCUGCGUCGGGUGGCGGCGCCUACGUGGCGUCGUCGUCCGUCACGAUGACCGAGUGUACCAUCUCCAACAACCGCGCAGCGACCGGCGGCGGCUUCUGUGCGGACGUCUCCAACGUGACGACGACGACGUCGACGUGGGUGGCCAACCGCGCGACGGGCACCGGCGGUGCCAUUUAUUUUAGCUCCAAUGCCUUUGCCGCGGUGAACUCUCUUUUUGUACAAAAUGUCGCCGUUCAAGGCGGUGCAAUCGCGCUUGUCGAACCCACAAAUGCAACGGCCCACGGAUGCAACUUUACCGCCAAUGCCGCCACCGCGAGCAGCAGUGCGCUCGCGUCACAAGGCGGCGCCAUCUACCUUAUUGACGCCCAAGGACCCAUUACGUUGACCGACACAACGUUCCUUCGCAACGCGGCGCGUGUCAUGGGGGGCGCACUGUACAUGACGUCCGCCGCAACGUCAAGUACCUAUCCCGUUGGCCUUACAACAACCGUGUUCACCUCCAAUGAGGCGGCAGUGGGCGGUGCACUCUACGCCAGCAACAUCAACCUCGCCCUUGCCGCGACCACGCACGCCAACAACGAAGCGACCAAUGGCGGCGGCGGUGCGAUCUUUUGGCUGACGCUCGAGCCCUCGGGCAUUUCAUCCCAGACCUAUAUCGGCAACAGUGCCUCGUACGGCGCCAACUAUGCGUCCAGCGCGUCCGGACUGCUUCCGCAGUACACGCCAUUGGGUUCAGCGACCGCAACCGAGACGGGCGAGGCCAGCGGGGCAAACUUUGUAGGCACAAUGCUCGUGUCGAUCGUCGACAAGUACCUUCAGACGGUCACCACCGAUAGCAGCUCGAGUGUCGUCAUCACGGCGUUGACGACGAACGCGCUUGUCGUUGGCAGCGGCAAAGCGACGGCGGUUGCGGGCGUUUGCGACUUUGCCACUUCGGGCGUCCAAGCCACCCCCGGGCACGACGUCUCUUUUGCGUUCACUUCGCCGGGGCUCACGGCCUUUCGUAACGUGACCAUGCAUGUGCGCGCGUGUCGUCGGGGCGAAGUCACGCCGUCCGGCGUCAAUGAGUGUGUACAAUGUCCCUUUGGCCAAUUCAGCUGGAACACGUCCGAGACGACCUGCCACAAAUGCCCGACUGGCGCCAUCUGCGGCGGCGGCGACGCCAUCCUGGCAAUAGCCGGCUACUGGCGCUUUCCCAACUCGACUGGCAUUUGCACGAGUGGCUACGAUGACUGCGCACUCAUCGAGUGCCUUACAAGUGCCUGCAACGGCGUCGUGGCAGGUGCGGAUACGGCCAUGAUCAACGUCAAUGGCCCCAACGAGACAAGCAUCCUUGUGCUCCCGGCGGGCACGUCCGACUAUGAAUUUGGCGAUACUUUGCUUCUGAGCACCUUCACGUUUCCGGUUCUAGUCGUCGGAACAAAAGCCACGGACGACAACAUGCAACUGUAUGUGACGGGGUCGGGCACGCUCACCCACGGCAGUACCGUGACGCUCUAUCGUGUCGCCAACGAAACGUGUGCCGAUGGCUACUCGGGGCACCUCUGCAACCAGUGCGCCGACGGCUACACCCGCAGCGGCAAAUCGUCGUGCAUUAGCUGCCCGAACAACUUGACGUUGACCCUGCUCGUGCUUGUGGGGGGCAUCGUCGCUUGCGUCGUCCUUUCGGUUGGACUUAUCUUUAUGACCAUGCGCAAGUCGAAUGCGCGCGCGGAUACGUACUCGAUUCUGAGCAAGAUCUUCACUUCGUAUCUCCAGCUCGUGAGUUUGGCCGGGUCGUUUGAACUGAAAUGGCCGUCGCAAGUGGUCUCGAUGUUCAACGUUCAGUCGGCCGUCUCGAAUCCGACUGCGCAGCUCAUCUCGAUCGAGUGUGCCAUGGGGUACUACCGCGUGAGCUCGCACUUGCCGACGUACUUUGAGCAGCUCAUCUUGUACCUCUGCCUCCCUAUCCUCUGCAUUCUGGCGCCGCUGGCCUUUUGGCAAUUCGUAUAUUUCCGGAAGCAGCGGACGCUUCGCAAAACCGCGUGGCUACCACCCGUGCUCGCGAUCCUCGACGUCCACCCGGACCCGAUCGUGGACGCAGACACGUUGCCCCUCGUGCUCGCCGCGGUCAAAGCGCGUCCGUCACCAACGUGCCUUCUCAAUUUGCACGAGCGCCUCGCGCUGCCGCAACCACUGAGCAUGGUCAAGGCCGCCUACAUCGCCGCGUUGCGACAGGAGAUCCACGACAAGACCGUCGUGUCGGUGAUUGUGCUCAUGUUCCUCGUGCAUCCGGGCGUGACCAAGGUCAUUUUCGAGCUCUUCACGUGCACGCAGCUCGGCGUCGACAGCGACGGGGAUGCUCGCUUUUUCAUGGAUCCGGAUCUGGACGUGGCGUGCUACGACAGCAGUCACUACCGGUGGAUGCUCUUUGUGGGCGUGCCAAGUCUAAUUGUCUAUACGCUCGGCAUCCCUGCGUAUGCACUGUACACGCUGCACAAGCACCGAGACACGCUAGAGGACCCGCGCACCAAACUCCAGCUCGGGUUUCUCUUUGACGGGUACAAGACCCAGUACUACUACUGGGAAAUCUGGGUCAUGAUGCGCAAGGUGCUCGUGAGCGCCGUCUCGGUGUUUUUAAAAAACUGGGGCACGCCGUCCCAAUCACUGGGCGCGACAGGUCUUACGUUUCUCGCGCUCUACUUGCACAUGGACCGGUCACCGUACGAAGCCGCCGUGAUCAACAACCUCGAAGAAAUGUCGCUUCUCACGUGUCUCUUUACGCUCUACUGCGGUUUGUAUCUCUUCCAGUCGGUCGUCACAGGCUGGUUGCGCAUUUUUCUUGGCGUGAUUGUUGUCGUCGUGAAUUGUCUCUUCUUAAUCAAGUUUGGCCGCCUCAUGAGUGUCGAAAUCAAGCGCAAGGCGGUGCACCACUUUCAAAAGGUCGCUCAUGCGACCAAAGUUAUCAAGCAAGUCUUGGGUCCCCGGCCAUCCCUCGUUGCGGACAAGACGCCACCAUGACGGAGACCUCAUCGCGCGGCAAGGUGAUGACAAUAAUGUCGAGUGAGCAAAAAGUCGUGGUGGUUCUUGCAACGUCUGAGUGUCUUGCGACGCGGCAAAAGCACAGUUCGACCUAUCUGCUCCAGUUUAUC
Messenger RNA from Saprolegnia diclina VS20, 13062 nucleotides. RefSeq lists its product as hypothetical. The transcript has 20 exons. The record is from RefSeq and is a predicted model, not a curated record. The coding region runs from base 812 to 12931 and encodes 4039 amino acids. NCBI's taxonomy places the organism in Eukaryota, Oomycota, Saprolegniomycetes, Saprolegniales, Saprolegniaceae.